This is a messenger RNA of Dipodomys ordii (Ord's kangaroo rat), 1914 nucleotides long. RefSeq names its product mannosidase, endo-alpha (gene Manea). The record is from RefSeq and is a predicted model, not a curated record. Gene Ontology annotation, cellular component: Golgi apparatus. The transcript is spliced from 5 exons. Lineage: Eukaryota; Metazoa; Chordata; Mammalia; Rodentia; Heteromyidae. The coding region runs from base 145 to 1533 and encodes 462 amino acids. Gene Ontology annotation, molecular function: alpha-mannosidase activity.
AGCCGUGAGAAGGACCUGUGGGGCUUCACGGUCCUCCCACGAAAGAGCCAGGUCCGCCCAGUCCCUGCUCGUGGUCGACCUCCGACCCCCGACGCCCGACCUCCGCGCUCGCAAAACAUUUGCUAGAGGUUAAAGCAUGUCAUCAUGGCAAAAUUCCGGAGAAGGACUUGUAUCAUUUUGUCACUUUUUAUUCUAUUUAUUUUCUCUCUGAUGAUGGGUUUAAAGACAUUGAGGCCAAACACAACUGCCUUUGGAGCACCUUUUGGACUUGACCUGCUUCCUGACCUUCAUCAACGAAGUAUUCAUUUGGGAAAAAAUUUUGAUAUACAAAGAAGUGAAAGAACCAAUAAUGAACCAAACACCAAGAAUUUAAAAACUGUUGAAACCACUAUGAAACCUUCCAAAGCCUCUGAACUUAACACAGAAGAAUUACCACCACUAAAUUACUUCUUACAUGUAUUUUAUUAUAGUUGGUAUGGAAAUCCACAAUUUGAUGGUAAAUACAUACAUUGGAAUCAUCCAGUCUUGGAGCAUUGGGACCCUAGAAUUGCCAAGAAUUACCCACAAGGGAGACACAAUCCUCCAGAUGACAUUGGUGCUAGCUUUUAUCCUGAGCUGGGAAGUUACAGCUCCCGUGAUCCUUCUGUCAUAGAAACUCACAUGAGACAAAUGCACGCAGCUUCAAUUGGUGUAUUAGCCCUCUCUUGGUACCCGCCUGAAUUAAAAGAUGAGAAUGGAGAACCUACUGAUAUGUUGGUACCAACUAUAUUGGACAAAGCUCAUAAAUAUAAUCUGAAGGUCACUUUUCACAUAGAACCAUAUAGCAAUCGAGAUGAUCAAAAUAUGUAUGAAAAUAUUAAAUACAUUAUAGACAAAUAUGGAAACCAUCCAGCUUUUUACAGAUACAAGACAAGGACUGGGAAUGUUCUUCCUAUGUUCUAUAUCUAUGAUUCCUAUAUCACAAAGCCUGAAAAAUGGGCAAAUCUCUUAACCAUGACAGGAUCUCAGAGUAUUCGCAAUUCUCCUUAUGAUGGAUUGUUCAUUGCACUUUUAGUAGAAGAAAAGCACAAGAACGAUAUUCUUCAAGGUGGCUUCGAUGGAAUUUACACAUAUUUUGCCACAAAUGGCUUUACUUACGGCUCCUCACAUCAAAACUGGGCUAACCUAAAAUCCUUUUGUGAUAAACAUAACUUACUCUUCAUCCCAAGUGUUGGUCCAGGAUACAUAGACACCAGCAUACGUCCAUGGAACACACAGAACACCCGGAACAGGAUCAAUGGGAAGUAUUAUGAAGUUGCCCUGAGCGCUGCACUUCAAACCCAGCCUAGCUUAAUUUCGAUUACUUCUUUUAACGAGUGGCACGAAGGAACUCAGAUCGAAAAAGCUGUUCCUAAAAGAACCAGUAAUACAGUAUACCUAGAUUAUCGGCCCCACAAGCCCAGUCUUUAUCUGGAACUAACUCGUAAGUGGUCUGAAAAGUACAGUAAGGAGAGAAGAACCUAUUCAUUAGAUCAUCAGACUCCUGUGUCAUAAAGCAUUGACUAUAUUUCAUACUAAAAUCACCUAACUUUCAAUAAAUGUCAUUUGCUUGUUGUUGUGGAGAAAACAGUCAACAUGAUUAUGCACUUAUUAUCUUUAAUGAACUUUUCUUUUUGCUUCUUUAAAAAUAAUAUUAUAAUUUCUACACUGAGCAGAGAAACUGUGAGAGAGAAGUUGGGAAAUCCUGCUGGCAUGAUUUCCAGUAUUUCUGACAUGAUGGCAAUUUUCAUUUCAUAAUAGAGAAACUACGUUUUACAUUUCAAAAGCAGCACAAAUUCCUAAUUUUUUUCUGAGCCCCAGAAAAUAAGACUCUUGUAUAGUUGGUAGGUCUCAUGAAGUUACAAAAAAAAAAAAAAAAAGGGCUGGAAAGAUGGC